AUGGGCAACAAUGACGAUGAAGCAGCCGUUAACAACCGGCGAACUACGAUUGAGAGGGUGAUUGAGAAGGUCGGCCUUUGCUUCAUUUUUGUUUGUGUCAUAGCGUUUAUUACUUUUCCUAUAGUUUAUUCUGCCAAAUAUGCGAACAAAGUCUCGUCUCGCAAAGAUCCCGUAGCCGUAGUGCCACUAGUGCCGGAGAUAGAAUUAGCUAAUAUGGACUUCACGGCGUUUAACAUCACAGAAGCUCGUCUUAGUGCAGAGUGGGAUUUGUCGAUACGUAUCCCUUACAAUAUUCCUGGUUAUUAUAUAUGUCUUCAAGGAAACCUUCAAGCAUCCUUUCUUUACAAGAAUGUUACUCUUGCUACUUCAUCCCAACAAAAGUACAACAAUCUCAAAUACCACGAACCUCAGGUACUUAGUGUUUCAGCGAUUGUCUAUGGAAAAAAUAUAAGCGAUUGGAUUGGUAAAGACAUGAUGAAAGAUAUGAAAGAGAAGAAGGAAGUGCGGUUUGGAACGCGGGUUUCUCUUACGGAUUGCAGAGCAGAAUCGACAGGAACUAUGAGUUAUGUGUGCGAUGAAGUCACCUUGAGUCUUGUUCUCUCUGCUUCCGUGUGCGAUAAGGAGGGAGCUUGUGCUUGUAGACUUGUGUCUUUACGAAAUUCGCUAAGCUCUGGACCAAUUUAUAAAACCAUGGUUGGAGGAGGGAGUGCACAGAAGCUAACAACGAACGACGCACUUGCGUAUCUCAAAGCUGUCAAGGAUAAGUUCCACGACAAACGUGAAAAGUACGAUGAGUUUCUUGAAGUCAUGAAAGACUUCAAAGCUCAGAGAGUUGAUACUAGUGGUGUCAUCUUGAGGGUGAAAGAGCUUUUCAAAGGGAACAGAGAGCUGAUUCUGGGAUUCAACACUUUCUUACCAAAGGGGUUCGAGAUAACACUCUUACCUGACGAGGAAGACGACCAACCUCAACCUAAGAAGCCUGUUGAGUUUGAAGAAGCUAUUAGUUUCGUCAACAAGAUUAAGACAAGGUUUCAAGGAGACGAUCGUGUAUACAAAUCAUUCUUAGACAUAUUGAACAUGUAUAGAAAAGAAAACAAGUCCAUUACUGGUGUCUACCAGGAGGUGGCUAUACUUUUCCGGGACCAUCAUGAUUUGCUUGUGGAGUUCACUCAUUUUCUACCUGACACUUCAGCAGCUUCCUCUACUCCUGAUUCUGUGAAAAUGUCUGUACGUGACAGAGGCGUUAAGUCUCUUCCCACAAUGCAGAAGGACCGGAUCUUUACUUCGCAUCAAGAACGUGACCUCAAGACCGAGCAUAUGGAGUUGGACCAUGAGAGAUCUGUGUUGAGAGAAAGUAAAGAGGAGAUGAGACGCGUUGAGAAGAAGAGUGAUUACAUGGAUGAGAGAGACAGGAGAGGUUACGGUGUAGAUGACAGAGAUUUCGAACAUGAUGUGAAGAAAGAGCAUUUCCUCCACAGUAAAAAGAAGCUGACGCUGAAAGAUGAUGAUUCUGCUGAGAUGUCGAAUCAAGCUAGAGAUGGAUCCAUUCCAACUUCAUCUACUUAUGAUGAAAAAGGUCAUAUCCAAGAACUUGCUUUUGUUGAUAGAGUGAAGGGAAAGCUGAAUACAUCUGACUACCAGGAGUUCUUGCGAUGUCUUAACCUCUUUUCAAAGGAAAUAAUCAGCCAACCAGAAUUGCAUUCUUUGGUCGGCGAUUUAAUUGGAGUGUAUCCAGACCUUAUGGACGCCUUCAGAGUCUUUUUGGUUCAAUGUGAAAAGAAUGAAGGAUUACUCUCUGGUAUCGUCACUAAGAAGUCAUUGUGGAGUGAAGGCAAAUCUCCUCAACAUGGCAAGUCACCAGACAAAGAUACAGACAGAGAACGUGAGAAGAUUGAAAGGUUUAGAGAAAGAGACCGUGAGAAGGAGAGGCUUGAGAAGGCAGCAGCGAGUCAGAAAUGGGCUAAACCUAUCAGUGAGCUAGAUCUUUCCAACUGUGAACAGUGCACUCCUAGUUAUCGGUUACUUCCAAAGAAUUAUCCAAUUCCUAUAGCAAGCCAAAAGAUGGAGAUUGGUAGCCAGGUGCUUAAUGACCAUUGGGUCUCAGUCACUUCAGGAAGUGAAGACUAUUCAUUCAAACACAUGCGCAAGAACCAGUACGAAGAGAGUCUCUUCCGAUGUGAAGAUGAUAGGUUCGAGCUAGACAUGCUAUUAGAGUCUGUGAACUCAGCUACGAACCGAGUGGAAGAGUUAUUAGCAAAGAUUAACAGUAACGAAGUGAAACUCGACGCUCCCAUCGUUAUCGAAGAUCACCUCACAACUCUAAACCUAAGAUGCAUAGAACGGUUAUACGGUGACCACGGGCUCGACGUGUUGGAUCUGUUAAAGAAGAAUCCGAAUCUUGCGUUACCUGUAAUACUGACCCGUCUGAAGCAAAAGCAAGAAGAGUGGGCAAAGUGUCGUACUGAUUUCAACAAAGUGUGGGCUGAUAUAUAUACCAAGAACUACCACAGAUCACUUGACCAUCGCAGUUUCUAUUUCAAACAGCAAGAUUCCAAGAAUCUGAGCACUAAAGCGUUACUGGCAGAGAUAAAAGAGAUCUCUGAAAAGAAACGAGCAGAGGAUGAUGCACUUCUUGCUCUUGCAGCUGGGAACAGACGAAAUAUGUCUGCUAACAUGAGUUUUGAGUAUCAAGAUCCUGAGCUUCACGAAGAUCUGUAUCAGCUGAUCAAGUAUUCAUGUGGAGAAAUGUGUUCAACGGAACAGUUAGAUAAGGUGAUGAAAGUAUGGACAGAGUUUUUGGAGCCAAUGUUUGGUGUUCCUUCUCGUCCUCAAGGCGCUGAAGACCGAGAAGACGCUGUCAAGUCUACUACGAGCCAGAAUUUGAAAAGUGGUAGCGCAAGUGAGGACAGUCCACCUCAGAAUGGAGCUAGUGUUGCAACCUCUAUGCGGUCGAAUGGCCCUCGAAAAGCUAGUGAAAGCAACCAGUUGCGGCAAGCUAGUGAUUCGGAGAGAGACGUCACUGCAAGUAAGACCUCAGAUGCAUUGUUAUGUGAUAAAACGCCGAAGACUCUAACCACUCCUGACGAGAGGCCUGAGACCAAAGAAGCUGUUUCGAAUGAACGUGUGCAUAGCUCAAAUGCACCGCCUGUGGAUGGAUUGCUACCUCAAAGGAAUGGAAAAACCAGCGUUUUAUCCAUAACCGGGUUUAGCAAUAGUAAUCCAAAACCUAGUGCUUUAGCCACCGGAACAGAGGUGGAGUUGAAGCCGAAUCACGUAAAUGGGCCACGCUUAGAGAUUGGCGACAGCAGAGUAUUGCUAAAUGGGACAUUGGCGGAAACAUCAAAUAACCAAAGAUCUAACGAAGUGUUAACUGUGCAAACCAAAGUGGAAAGAGAGGAAGGUGAACUUUCUCCAACAGGAGAUUUCGAGGAAGAUAACUUUGCGGUUCAUGCAGAGGACAAUGACUUGGAGGAGGCUCUCAGCAAAGGUAAGGAGAUUGCUGGGAACAACUUAAACCAGAGGAGUAGUGGAGAUAAUGAUGCUGCUAACGCUGAUGACGAAGGUGAUGAAAGUGCACCAAGAUCAUCAGAUGUAAGCGGAAACACGUCACAGAACGGUGAUGUUUCUGGAACUGAGUCUGGUGGUGAGGGUGAAGAUUGUUACCGGGAAGAUGAUAUGGAACAUAAUAACAAGGCGGAAAGUGAAGGUGAGGCUGAAGAAGAAGAAGGUAUGUCUGAUGAUGCACAUGGUGCUGAUGCUGAAGGAGAUAAGCCUGUGUUGCCUGUUUCAGUGCGAAACCUGCUGUAUGCGAAGCCUCUUGCCAAGUAUGUACCUCCAGGUUUGCGGAAUAAGGACAAAGAUGAUGAGUCUCAGAAGAACUCCAGAGUGUUUUAUGGGAAUGAUUCGUUCUACGUUCUCUUCAGGCUGCAUCAGAUUUUGUAUGACAGAAUCUUAUCAGCAAAAGUCAAUUCAUCAUCUCCAGAAAGAAAGUGGAAGACCACAAACUCGACAAACCCUGCAGAUUCAUACGCCAGGUUCAUGAAUGCUCUCUACAACUUGCUAGACGGAACAUCUGAUAAUUCAAAGUUUGAAGAUGAUUGCCGAGCAAUAAUUGGGACGCAGUCAUAUGUUCUCUUCACAUUGGACAAACUGAUCUAUAAGCUCAUCAAGCAUCUCCAAGGAAUAGCAGCUGAUGAAAUGGACAACAAACUACAACAGUUAUACUCAUAUGAGAAAUCAAGAAAGCCUGAAAAGUUUCUCGACGCUGUUUAUUAUGGAAACGCUCGUGUUCUUCUUCCCGAUGAGGAUAUAUAUCGCAUCGAAUGUAAUCUAUCUACACCAACCAAACUCUCUAUUCAGCUUCUGGACCACGGACAUGAUAAGCCUGAUGUGACAUCUAUAUCAAUGGACCCAGCUUUUGGAGCUUACCUCCUCAAUAAUUUCCUUUCCAAUCUUUCUAAUCCAAAAGAGAAUCCCAGAAUCUAUCUAAAGCGGAAUAAGCGUAAACUUGGUGGUAGUGACGAUGAGCUCAGCACCACGGAUCAAGUUAAGAUUAUAAACGGUUUAGAGUGUAAGAUAACUUGCAGUUCUUCAAAGGUCUCGUAUGUAUUAGACACAGAGGAUGUUUUGCAUCGUGCUAAGAGAAGGAAAGUUUUGAACCAAAACGAUUCAGCUCUCAAACAGGACAUCAUUUCCAGUAGUUCUUUAAUCAGGCAAAGGAGAAUACAAAGAUACCAAAAACUUCUCACCAGCCAAUGA
Molecule: messenger RNA, 4758 nt
Organism: Microthlaspi erraticum
Lineage: Eukaryota; Viridiplantae; Streptophyta; Magnoliopsida; Brassicales; Brassicaceae
Source: the annotation of a GenBank genome assembly